UCUCUCUUCAACAUAUAUAUGUUCACACAUGUCUCAUAAACUUUCAUUUUCACUUUCACUCUAUACAUAGUACUCCCCCCUCCCUCCCCCUCCUUUUUCUUGUAUAUUUUGCUUUAUAAGCAAACAAUAUCAACACUUAUUACUCUCUCUUUCUUUGGCAUUCAACAUCAACCAUGGAUUUUGAUUUUGGAGCUGAAUUCCAAGACAAUUUCCCGUCGAUGAUGGCGCGGUUGGGGGCAGAAGGAUUCAUUCUCGAGCUUUGCAGCGGGUUCCGGCUGCUUAUGGAUGCUAGUAAGGGACUGAUCACUUUCGAGAGCUUGAAGAGGAAUUGUUUGAUAUUAGGUUUGCAUGAUAUUGGAGAUGAUGAGAUUGUGUGCAUGUUGAUGGAAGGUGAUUUGGAUGGAGAUGGUGCCUUGAGUCAGAUGGAGUUUUGUAUUCUCAUGUUUAGGUUAAGUCCUGGUUUGAAUUUUGAUGGAUCCAAGCAACAGUACUGGAUGGAAUAAUCUAAUAAAAAAAUGACAGAGAUCCCAAAUUUUUAAUGCCCCUUAUGUCUCAAAUAUGACGUGUCAAGUAAUGAGUGAAUUUGUGAGAGUACUUUGAGUUUAUGUUGAAAAUAAAGUGACACAUCAUAUUUGGGACACUUGGGAUACUAAAUUUUUGGAUGUAGAUCACAAUAAUGUUCUGUCGAUUAAUUAAUUUAGGUAAUCCUAAUUUUCCAUGUCUAUAGUCUAUAUGUGUGUUUUUUUUUUUCUCUCUUUUAUCAUAGAUGCAAUAAUAAAUGUACUUCAAAUCAUCAAAAAUAAUUUUCCUUGUCUAUU
Tripterygium wilfordii is the source of this 818-nucleotide messenger RNA. RefSeq names its product calcium-binding protein PBP1-like. The transcript has a single exon. Gene Ontology annotation, molecular function: calcium ion binding. The coding region runs from base 174 to 503 and encodes 109 amino acids. Lineage: Eukaryota; Viridiplantae; Streptophyta; Magnoliopsida; Celastrales; Celastraceae. The record is from RefSeq and is a predicted model, not a curated record.